Molecule: messenger RNA, 556 nt
Organism: Episyrphus balteatus (marmalade hoverfly)
Lineage: Eukaryota; Metazoa; Arthropoda; Insecta; Diptera; Syrphidae
Product: defensin-A-like
Exons: 1
Coding region: 34-390 (118 amino acids)
Biological process (GO): humoral immune response; defense response to bacterium
Source: RefSeq, a predicted model, not a curated record
UAUUGACAAGUUCGAUUAUAAAAACUUAAAGAAAUGUCUUACACAACUUUGUUGAUUGUACUUGUCGGAGUAAUUUGCUGUACAUUUGUUUGGUCUUCCCCGGUAACUGAUAAGGCACCUCGAUUCCAAUUUGAUGACUUAGAGGCUGCAGCUUUGAUUCGGGAGAGACGUGCUUUGCCUAAUCCAGUAACAGAUAAGGCUCCUCGGUUUCAAUUUGAUGGUCAAUUUGAUGAUGCCUUGGAAGAAGCAGCUCCAAUUCGACACAAACGUGCAACUUGCGACCUUUUGAGUGGUUUUGGUGUUAAUGAUUCAGCUUGUGCUAUUCAUUGUAUCGCUUUGGGAAAACGUGGUGGAUGGUGUGAUUCCCGAAGAGUUUGUAAUUGCCGCUAAAAAAUUGCUAUCUUUGAAGAAACAAAAAAUUGUUUUCAAAUAAUAAACCUAGUUUUGCUUUAAAGACUUUAAAAAUUGUCAUUUAUUUUUCUGAACUUUUUCUUACAUUCAACUUAGAAUUUUGUAUGAAAAAAAGAAAUUGUUGUUUUAAAAUUCAAUCUGAAAA